GGGCAGAGCGUCACAGAAGAAAUGGAACGUUUAUCACUUUGCACUAGUCUUGUUCCAUUUCGAAAAGCCAUUAAAACCGUUAACCGCCGCGGUUGCAACUUCACGGUGACGAAUUGCAGCGGUGGCCACGGCGGGGAGGAUGCUCCCCUCUCAGGUUCUUCCUCCGCUUACUCUGUUCUUGGUGUCCACCCAACAUGCUCACAGGCCGAGCUGAAAGCUGCUUUCCGAGCCAGAGUGAAGGAGUUUCAUCCUGAUGUUAAUAGGAAUCGAAAAGGUUCUGAUACCAUGAUCCGCCGUGUUAUUAAGGCAUAUGAGAUGCUAUCCAAUUUCAGCCGAUCAGAGAUCAUCGAAGAGGAAUGUUUAGAUCCUUUUGAUAAUCCAGAAUGUGAAGCGUUUGAUGUUUUUGUGAAUGAGGCCUUCUGUGUUGGAAAAGGUUGUCCAUACUCAUGUGUACAAAGGGCUCCUCAUGCCUUCACCUAUGCUUCAACUGGGACUGCAAGAGCGACUUCUCAAGGACAUGGAGAAGAUUACCAAGUUCAGCUUGCAGUUGGUCAGUGCCCAAGAAGCUGCAUUCAUUAUGUUACACCUUCUCAGAGGGAUGUUUUGGAGGAGCUACUUGACAGCAUCUUGAACACACCUUUUGAUAAUUCAGCUGAGGUGGAUCUGCUAUACUCUCUUAUAGUUAAAGCCAGGUUUGAGAACGAUCGAUAUCGAAAGCCAAAGAAGCCACCCAAAGCUUCAACAGAACAUGUAGAUUGGUUUUGAACAUGUGAUUCUACAACUGAAGGAUUUUUAAUAGAUCAUAAUUAACCCACAGCGUGAAGGUGCAACCUAUGGAGAUGAUAUGUACCAGCAUUUCAUUUACCCGAAACCUGGUGUUACAUACAAGGGGAUUACAAGCUUUAUACUCCAACAUCAAGAGGAUUCAUAUAUGAGAUCAGAUGGAAUGGACUGCUAGGACAUGUACAGAAAAAUCCUUGUUUAUGACAACAGAAAUAGUUUCCUCUUGUCGAAAACAAUGGUAAUGUAGUCUGUGUUUCUUUGCUGAAACAACUCUCCUAGAAACUUAGAAAGCUUGCACUAGAGUUUUAGUUUUUUAAUCAUUGGUUACGUAUGACCAGAAUCUAACACAUUUUACGACU
Fragaria vesca subsp. vesca is the source of this 1142-nucleotide messenger RNA. RefSeq lists its product as uncharacterized. The transcript is spliced from 8 exons. The coding region runs from base 22 to 765 and encodes 247 amino acids. The record is from RefSeq and is a predicted model, not a curated record. NCBI's taxonomy places the organism in Eukaryota, Viridiplantae, Streptophyta, Magnoliopsida, Rosales, Rosaceae.